AUGAACCUCUUCAAAUCCCAUGAUUCCAUCCGUGGGGUAAUGCAGAGAACCUACUAUUUGUCACAGCUGCUGUGUCCUGACUUGAAGGCAGUUCAAGCUGGGACCACAUCAUUGUUAGAAUGUGAGGGAUAUUCAUUUCAGGUCAGCAUGGUGUUUGACAGACAUGUUAUUCGCUCCGUCGCAAGUGGUGCUUGGAACGUUUAUCCAAUCAAGCAUCGUGCAGUCAGGUUUUUCAACACAUCCAUUCUUUUUAAUGCUAUGAUUUCUACGAUAAAACCUGCCCUCCGAGAAGAAUUCAGGUCAAAGAUUCGAGUUGGGUGUAAAUUUCCUUGUGGCAGGCUUGACAGGAUAUACAACAUACCAAGUGAGGAAGUAGCCGUAGCCAGGCUUUGUCAGAAAUUGGAAGAACUGAUCAGAAGGAGAUUUGACAAUGAAAGGAAUUUUUCAUUGGAGGAUGCCUUUGUUGAGACAGACAGCAGCGGCGACGUAGAAUAA
Molecule: messenger RNA, 495 nt
Organism: Seminavis robusta
Lineage: Eukaryota; Bacillariophyta; Bacillariophyceae; Naviculales; Naviculaceae
Source: the annotation of a GenBank genome assembly